AUGGCUUUGCCGUUACCCAUACCUCCGUGUGCUAAAAGGGAUGGUCUUAGUGGCUUAAGUUGUGAACAUUUCGAUUAUGCUAGUACUAUGGCUACAACUUUGCUGGCGCCAGUUAAGACUGAAAGACAAAUUCUUGAGCAUUCUAUGUCUGAAGAUGACCCUAAUGCUAAUACGCAGUUACCAAGUUUGGUAGAUAGACAGCCUCGAUGGGGUCCCCGGCACCGUGGAGCUCAGGAACUAGCUGAACUUUAUAGUCCAGGCAAAAGACUACAAGAAUGGGUCUGUGUGGUGGUAUGUUGCACGUUGUGUGUCUGUGCUGGUGUUCUCAUGGCCAGACAUAUACAAGCGGAUGCCUCAUUAUUAUUAGCAGCAAUUUCUGGUGUUCUAACAGCAGAUUUUGCUUCAGGCGUAGUGCAUUGGGCUGCAGACACUUGGGGAGCAGUUGAUCUACCUGUUAUAGGCAAAAAUUUCUUACGCCCAUUUCGUGAACAUCACAUCGAUCCUACAUCAAUAACUCGUCAUGAUUUUAUCGAGACCAACGGUGAUAAUUUCGCUAUAACUAUACCGGUCUUAGCAAGAAUUGUAUGGCAACUUCUCACGUACGACGAUGAAAAUAUUAAUGCCCAAUUUCACUGGAUUGCAUAUUGGUACUUAUGCUGUAUCUUUGUUGCAAUGACUAAUCAGAUACAUAAAUGGUCUCAUACAUAUUUUGGACUACCAAUGUGGGUAGUUUGGUUACAAGAAUGGCACAUAGUAUUGCCACGUCGUCAUCAUCGCAUACAUCACGUAGCGCCGCACGAGACUUACUUUUGCAUCACAACGGGCUGGCUUAAUUGGCCUUUAGAAAUGCUUCAUUUCUGGUCUACACUAGAGACUAUAAUCGAAGCAGUCACUGGUUGUAAACCACGAGCUGACGAUAUGAAAUGGGCACAGAAAAGGUCCUAG
Molecule: messenger RNA, 945 nt
Organism: Spodoptera littoralis (African cotton leafworm)
Lineage: Eukaryota; Metazoa; Arthropoda; Insecta; Lepidoptera; Noctuidae
Source: the annotation of a GenBank genome assembly